AUGGCUGGGACACAGGAGGUGCUGCUGCAGCUGCAGAAAGACAACCGCGACGGGCGCCUGCGAAUCCAAGAGUUGGAGGAGUUGGUGCGCGGGCUCGAGACUGAGAGCGAGUGUCUCACCCGGCGCCUGCAUGACUUGCGCGAGCGCGAACGCAGCCUGCAGCGGAAGCGCACCCAGGCGGCACAGGUCCUGCACGGGGAGGCGCGCGAUGCGGCGCGGGAGUGCGCAGAGCGGGCGCUUGGAUUGCUGGAAGCAGCUGAGAGACGCAAACAGGAAUUGGAGUUACACAACCAGCAGCUGCAGGAGCAAUGGGAGGAGCUGUCAAGUCAGCUCUUCUACUACGGAGCAGAACAGCCGAGUCAGCAGCACGCGGAGCAGCAGAUCGGGUCCCAGUUGGUGGCGCUGCAGAAACAGCUGGAGCUGGUGGAGGCCAAGCACGCGGUGCAGGCGGAGGAACUGCGGCAGGGCGCGCAGCGUACAGAGGAAGCCUGGGCCAGCUUUCAAGAACAAAGUGGGGUUCUGCAGGAACUUCAGGGGAAGGUGAUGGAGGCAGCGGCUGCUCUGGAAGCCACGCGAGGCGGCCCCGAACCGUGGGAUUCUCAGCGUCAUCUGGAGCAGCACAGCGCGGGCUCGCUCAUGGAGGAGGUGGCCAAGGUGGACUGUGGGGACUCACCACCAAAGGUAGACCCACCUCCCACGGGGACCCAACCAGCCCCACAGAGCACCCUUGGGGGACCGGGUCGGCGGACGCCGCUCCGUUCCCCUCCCAUUCCUGUUUGGGGUCCGGGUCCAGUCCUGCCCCUACCCCACGAAGUCCGAGCGCUCCCCCUGGACGCCGGCUCCCUCUUCCCGCAGGAGACACGCUGGUUGGGCGCCACGGGCAUCAGGCUGUGGGUGCUGGGCGCGCUGCAGAUGCUACUGCUUCUCCCACUCGGUUUCCUGGCGCUUCCGCUGCUGUACCUGGUGCUGGUCAACUCGGCCCCGCUCCGCCGUAGACUCCCGUGCCUCUGCUCUGCAGCCGCGCUCCGUCGCCUGCGCUACACUUUGUCCCCACUGCUCCAGCUGCGCCCACGCCGGCUGCUACCCACCUAG
Chrysochloris asiatica (Cape golden mole) is the source of this 1092-nucleotide messenger RNA. RefSeq names its product putative ciliary rootlet coiled-coil protein-like 2 protein-like. Bases 1 to 1092 code for a protein of 363 amino acids. Lineage: Eukaryota; Metazoa; Chordata; Mammalia; Afrosoricida; Chrysochloridae. The transcript has 10 exons. The record is from RefSeq and is a predicted model, not a curated record.